Molecule: messenger RNA, 2043 nt
Organism: Salarias fasciatus (jewelled blenny)
Lineage: Eukaryota; Metazoa; Chordata; Actinopteri; Blenniiformes; Blenniidae
Gene: amph
Product: amphiphysin
Exons: 19
Coding region: 60-2015 (651 amino acids)
Biological process (GO): synaptic vesicle endocytosis
Cellular component (GO): plasma membrane; cytoplasm; synaptic vesicle
Molecular function (GO): phospholipid binding; protein binding
Source: RefSeq, a predicted model, not a curated record
CACACCCCUCCCCCUCCCGUCACCGUCUCUCUCCGUUAAUCUCCCUCUCUGCAGUCAUCAUGGCGGAAAUCAAAACGGGAAUAUUCGCUAAAAACGUGCAGAAGAGGCUGAACAGAGCGCAGGAGAAGGUUCUGCAGAAGCUGGGAAAAGCAGAUGAGACCAAAGAUGAGCAGUUUGAACAAGUGGUCAUCAAUUUCAGGAGACAGGAGUCUGAAGGUGCUCGACUGCAGAGGGAGAUGAAGGCCUACAUGGCUGCUAUUAAAGGUAUGCAGCAGGCCUCCAUCAACUUGACUCAGUCUCUACAUGAAGUCUACGAGCCCGACUGGCACGGAAAAGAUGACGUGUUGACCAUCGGGAAGGAAUGUGAUGCAUUCUGGGAAGACUUCCACAACAAACUGGUGGACUCGACGUUGCUGAACCUGGACGCGUACCUGCAGCAGUUCCCGGACCUCAAGACUCGUGUGGCCAAAAGAAGUCGCAAGCUCAUCGACUACGACAGCGCUCGCCAUCACGUAGAAACUUUGCAGGCGUCCGGGAUGAAGAAUGACCGCAAGAUGAUGAAGGUGUGCAGGUUUUCCCGUGAAGAGGUCCGGAUGUUCUGUGUAAAGCUCAUUGUCUGGAAUGAUUCUCGUUUCCAGGCGGAGGAAGAGUUAAAAAAGGCGCAGAGAGUGUUUGACGAGCUGAACGUCGGCCUCCAGGAUGAACUGCCGACUCUCUGGGACAGCCGGGUGGGUUUCUACCUCAGCACCUUCAAGAGCGUCACCAGCCUGGAGGCGAAGUUCCACCGGGAGAUCUCUCUGGUGUGCCGGGAGCUUUAUGAAGUGAUGACCAAGCUGGCGGAGCAGCACUCCGACAAGAUGUUCACCAUCCAGGGAGCUCCCAGUGACUCCGGACCGCUGCGGCUCGCCAGAACCCCGUCGCCCCCCGAAGACGAGAGCCCGCCCGAGAGCCCGGAGCCCAGCUCCAACCACAUGCUGCGACCCGUCUCGCCCGGACCGCCUCGGCCCAAAUCCCCCAUACAGCUGAAAAAGGGACCGCCGGUCCCGCCGCCGCCGAAGGUCACGCCCACCAAGGAGGUGGCAGAGGAGCAGAUCAUCGAUCUGUUCGGAGGAGAGUUUCUCCCGGCGCCUUCUCCGUCUCAGCCCAACGAGCGACCCGGAGAAUCCCUUCUCGAUCUCGACUUCGAUGCUUUCCAGCCGGAUGAAAGCGUCUCGCCGAUCCCACAGACUGCGGUACCCUGGGAUAUGUGGUCGGCGAAUUCCCAAGCGGCUCAGCCUCAGGCGGCAGACGGCGGCUUCGUGGCCGAUUGGUCCGCCGACUUCGGCUCAAUGUCGGCCAACGGCGACGCCGCCGCCUCAGGAGCCGAGGCCCCGGCCGCCCCCGGGUCUCCUUCCGCAGGGCCGGAGGCGGCGCAGGCGGAGGUGGAGGGCGGAGCUCAGAGCUGGCCCCAGGCAGAAGGCCGGCAGCCGGGUGGAGACACAGCCUCACCCACCGAGGACAGCGAAGCCCCGGCGGCUGAGGAAGAGGAUGCAGCUGGUCCCUCAUUUUUUGCUGAUUUCGAUAAGAUGGUUCCUGCUGCUGAAGAACCCAAAUCGCCUCCUGCUCAGCCAGUCCCUUCAGAAAACAUGCCGAUCCCCUCGGUGGUGAUCGAACCCGCUUCGAGCAACGAGGGUGAUGACGACCGCGACGCUGACAUAAUCUCUCCCACGACCGUCAGCGACAACGGCGUGACGGCCGCCAGCCAGCCCAUGAAGCACAUGACUCCGUCUGGGGGGGUGACGGGGCUUCCUGAUGACUUCCUGUAUAAGGUGGAAACCAUGCACGACUUCGAGGCGGCAAAUGACGAUGAGCUGGAGCUGAAGAGAGGCGAUGUGGUGUUAGUGGUUCCCACCGCUUCAGCAGAGGACCAGGACGCCGGCUGGCUCACGGGCGUGAAGGAAAGUGAGUGGCUGACCCUCGGCGUGAACGCUCACAGAGGACUUUUCCCAGAAAAUUUCAUCCAGCGUUUGGAGUAAAGAAUUCCUGCUUCUGCUGGAAGAAGAA